Messenger RNA from Botrytis sinoallii, 1515 nucleotides. RefSeq lists its product as uncharacterized. Bases 1 to 1515 code for a protein of 504 amino acids. NCBI's taxonomy places the organism in Eukaryota, Fungi, Ascomycota, Leotiomycetes, Helotiales, Sclerotiniaceae. Gene Ontology annotation, molecular function: transmembrane transporter activity. Gene Ontology annotation, biological process: transmembrane transport. The record is from RefSeq and is a predicted model, not a curated record. The transcript is spliced from 4 exons.
AUGUCAUCAAGUCAAUCAAAUAUUGACCAAUUUGACUCUCAUCAAAAAUCUGCCCUUUGUUUAGAGGAAUCAAAUUCGACAUCUCCAACCCCAGAAAUCAAGCUUGAUCAACAUGGAUUACCAUUAGUACCCCAGCCCAGUCGCUUUAAAGAUGAUCCGUUGAAUUGGCCAGCAUGGCUCAAAUGGGCCGUCCUGAUUCAAGUUGGCUACAUGGCAUUCCUAGGACCUUACAAUGCCGCACUCGUGAAUCCAAGUCUGGUUCUCCUGAGUGAUGCGCUUGAUGUUAGUCCAAAAGUGGCUUCGUACAGCACAACUACGGCAAUUAUCAUGGGUGGUGUUUCACCAUUCAUUUAUGCGCCUUUGGCGAACAUCUAUGGUCGUAGACCUAUCACCUUAUUCGCAAUAGUUUUGACUAUUAUUGGAGGAGUAACAUCGGCUCGUUCAAACACUUUUUCACAACUUGUGGGUACACGUGCUCUUUGUGGCUUUGGGUUCGGUGGAAUGAUGUCGGUGGGUACCGCUUGUGUGAAUGAUAUGUUUUUUCUUCAUCAGAGAGGUGAAGCUACUGGUGUAUACUCCCUCUUUGUUACAAACGGUGCUCAUGUGGCUGCGAUUAUUGGCGGGUUCCUUGGGUCAUCCCUAGGCUGGCAAUGGGACUACUGGAUUGGAGCCAUCAGCACCUGCGUUUCUCUCCUCCUCGCCAUAUUUCUUUUUCCCGAAACUCUUUUCUCUCGCGACCCAUCCUACCUCUCCACACGUACCAGAACCCGCACGUACUAUGAACUUCUCUUUGAUUUUCGCGGGAAUUGUCUCCCUAAUCGCUCACUCCAAUUUUCCCACUUCUUAGAAUCUUUUUACAUGCUCCGCUACCCUUCCAUUCUCUUUCCAUUCUGGUACUAUACAUGGGGAUGGACUUUCAUCAAUGUCAUGCCUGCCAUCUCUAUCGCCGCCAUCUACACCGAAUUCUAUAACCUGAAGCCUGGUCCAAUAGGUGCCUGUCUGGGAGUCUCACUCAUGAUUGGGAGUUUACUGGGAGAAUUCAGCGCUGGAAAAGCAAGUGACUAUGUCAUGUAUCGUAUGGCAAAGAAAAAUGGAAAUAUAAGGAAACCGGAAUAUAGACUUUAUCUUUGUUGUUUAUCAGCGGUAUUCAUGCCAAUGGGAUUGAUUGUUUUUGGAGCUACAGUGGGGAAAACUCAUUUUAUUAUUCCGCUUAUUGGACUGGCUCUUGGUGUCUUCGGUCUUCAAAUCGCUUCCACAACCCUCUAUGCCUACGUCUCAGACUGCUAUAAGCCACAAACUCCCGAAACAGGCGUUCUCUUCAAUCUCUCCCGCGGUCUCUCAUUCGUCGUCGGAUAUUUCGCGUUGCCAUUCGCAGAUAAAGUAGGGUUUACAUGGGCGUGGUUUACAUUUGCCGUUGUGUUAUUUGUGUUUUUUGGACCAGUUGGGGCAUUGAUCUGGAAGGGAGAGCAGUGGAGGAUAAAAGGGGGGAAACCAGGGUUCCAUGGGUGGCUGUAG